Oryzias latipes (Japanese medaka) is the source of this 5561-nucleotide messenger RNA. RefSeq names its product zinc finger and BTB domain containing 18 (gene zbtb18). Gene Ontology annotation, cellular component: nucleus. NCBI's taxonomy places the organism in Eukaryota, Metazoa, Chordata, Actinopteri, Beloniformes, Adrianichthyidae. The record is from RefSeq and is a predicted model, not a curated record. Gene Ontology annotation, molecular function: DNA-binding transcription factor activity, RNA polymerase II-specific; protein binding. Gene Ontology annotation, biological process: regulation of transcription by RNA polymerase II.
CUGGCAUGAGACUUCAGGAAUAAGCAUUUAUAAGAUGUGAUUUUCAGUAUUAUUUCAAUGUGUGUUUAAUACAGCUAAAGAAGAUACUGUAAUGUAUUUAAUCUGCAGCAAAUUGUCCAAAGCACUAUUUUGACUCUAGCAAAACAGUACUGUCGACUGCUUUUACUUCAGUCUCAAUUCAUUUGUUAAAACUAAUAAAGUUGAAAAUUAAAGCACAGGUUGGAAUUUACUAUGAAGUGUUAUUAAUGAUGCAACAGGCCAAUUGGAAACCAACGUUUAUUUCCUGCAUCAAGGUGGUGCACCUGCUCACAGCAGCUAAACCCCCACCUCUCCCAUAGACUACAGUACCCAGAGCGCACCGCGCGCUCUCCACUCGCUCUCCGCUGCGCCAGUCCGCCCCGCUGACUCGAAGAACCAGUUGGCUUGGCCCAGCUUCUUCUUUCCUGCCUCCUCACUGUGUGUGCUGCUGCUGCUGUUGUUGCCUAGUGUCAACCUACGCCGAGGAGAAAAAGAAGACCUAUCCCACUUUCUGUUCCUCUUCAGGGGGCCUCCGCUCUCCUCCUCGCCGGUACCACUGGCUUCCGUACCGCGCCAGUUAACUCGCCUCCUUUCCCAGCCCGAGUUGAUCAGCAACAGCUCGGAAACAUCUGGCCGCCGCAGAGUGCUACACUCCCCGUUCCUGCGCCUGCUCGCCUCGGCAGCCUGUUAUGGAAAUUAGUCUAAAGUCAAUCUAAUUGGUCUCAGAAGAGAAGGAAGGGGGGAUUGGACGGAGGGAGCGGGGAAGACGGUGGACCCUGUUGUCUGUUAUGAGGACGGCAGGAUGGAGUUCCCAGACCACAGCCGGCAUUUACUCCAGUGUCUGAGCGAGCAGCGGCACCAGGGCUUCCUGUGUGACUCCACGGUGCUCGUGGGCGAUGCUCAGUUCCGUGCCCACCGUGCUGUGCUGGCCUCCUGCAGCAUGUACUUUCACCUGUUCUACAAGGACCAGCUGGACAAAAGAGACGUGGUGCACCUCAACAGCGACAUCGUCACAGCUCCGGCCUUCUCCCUGCUGCUGGAGUUCAUGUACGAAGGCAAGCUGCAGUUCCAGGACCUUCCCGUAGAGGAUGUGCUGGCAGCAGCCAGCUACUUGCACAUGUAUGACAUUGUCAAGGUGUGUAAGAAACGUUUGAAGCAGAAAGCUACGGCAGAGGCAGACAGCACUCGCAGAGAGGAGGAUGGCGGAUCCAGCUGCUCCGAUAAGGCCGACAGUCUGUCUGAUGGUUCGACGGGUCGGCCUGCUACCGCUGACCUGCUGCACAGUGAUGAAGAGGAGGAGGUGAAGGCUGUGGGAGGUCCUCUGUGGUUGAGGCUACCGCCUGGAGAAAGACCUAGAACGCCAGCCAUGGCUACAACCAGCCCGGGGCACGGUGAGGCCGAGACGCAACCAGGUGAAGGGCUCGGGGAGGGCGGGAAGGUGCUGUCCCCAGCCGGCAGCCCCAGCAGUUCCACUGGGUCUCUGUCCCAAAGGUCCCAUCGCUCAGUGAACUCUCGAAUAGGACACAGAGGCAGGAGGGUGUCGAACGACGCUGCCGACUGUGUCCUUGACCUGUCAGUCAAACCAAUCGCCAGUAGCAACCACAGCACUCACCAUCAGUCCUAUUUCAGUGGGGCAGCUACGCCAGACAGCCUGCAGAGCCCAUUGGCUGUGAGGGUUAAGGUGGAGAGAGGAGUGGCUUCAGAUGAAGAAGAGGAGCUGGGUGGUGGGGACUAUGACAUGGAGCACAGUGGCCUCACCAAAACCUCGCUUUCCAAUGCAAACGGGGGUCUGACCCACCACGGGGUCGGGGGUCCUCUCUCAGCCCAGCGCAGGCUGGGGUUGGAGGCGCACCUGUCCGCUCUGCGAGAGGCGUCCCUGGCCUCGGAGCUGGAGCGCGACGAGAAGCCUGCGGCCCCCGCAGACGACGAGGACUUACUGGGGGGAGAAAACGAGCGUGCUCAGGCAGAGGUAGCCAGCAUGGAUAACUCACUGCUGCCUUACGUCUCCAACAUGCUGUCUGCACAACACACCCAGAUCUUCAUGUGCCCGCUGUGCAACAAAGUUUUCCCCUCCCCUCACAUCCUCCAGCUCCACCUCAGCUCCCACUUCCGGGAGCAGGAGGGCAUCCGCUCCAAGCCUGCUGGAGACGUCAACGUCCCCACCUGCACCAUCUGCAGCAAGACCUUUUCCUGCAUGUACACACUGAAGCGCCACGAGCGGACACACUCUGGAGAAAAACCCUACACCUGCACCACCUGUGGCAAGAGCUUCCAAUACUCACACAACCUCAGCCGGCACGCGGUGGUGCACACACGCGAGAAACCGCACGCCUGCAAGUGGUGCGAGCGCCGUUUCACGCAAUCUGGGGACCUCUAUCGACACAUCCGCAAAUUCCACUGCGAACUGGUCAACUCGCUGUCGGUGAAGAGCGAACCGUUGGCGCUGCCUAAUGUCAGGGAUUGGGCGAUAGAGGACAGCUCCCAGGAACUGUGGAAGUAGAAACAGACUUCUGGGUUUGACAAAGGGAAAGAUCCCGGGAAGGAGAGAAGAGCAGGGAGGCUUGGGGAGGUAAAGGGAGGCGGAGUUUGAAGUGAGUCGCGUCCACGUUUGUUGCAACAUCUCAUUCAGCUGCACUUUAAUAGAACAUGAAAAAUGUUACUACUGAGUUCUUUUGUCGUUGCUAUGUUGGGGUAAAUUAAUUUUAUUUUUUAACCCGUAUUUCCUUAGGAAUUCUUUCCUAGCGUUGGUUCUCCUCAGUUUGUGGUUACAUCCGUGUCUAGGACACAGUGAGAACACGCCUCACCUCUGGGUAAGAGGUUGAACUCCCAUCCGUCCCGGUCGCUCAGACCGCAAACAGCCCAGCAGCAGCACAGGUCGAACACACUGAAGUGAAAGAGCGUUACAAUACACUAAACGGGUACUGUGAUCGCCACACAGUUGAAGAAGAGUGUGUGUGUGGGUUAAUGCACUACUUUGGCAAAAAGUCAGCUUAUUUGCGUAAGUGUGUAUGCGUGUUUUUGCGUGUGUUCAUUUUUUUUGUUUUUUUUCUCUACUAGCUUGAAGGUCUGGCUGGCGAAGCCCCCCCCCCCUCAUUAAGCUCUUUGCAUUCAGGGGAAAGCUGACUGACUGACAGACAAACCGAUGGCACUCAUGCAAUGCACAGCCUCCUUUUUUCACUUCCAGUCGAUCUGAAGUAUUUUCUAAACACAAGAAGACCUUUACAAGUAAAAAAAAUUAUUAUUAUUAUUAUUGUUAUGGAUAGAUUUUUUUAUUUCUUAAAUCUAGCUGGCAGUCUUUAAAACAUCUCUUGUUUAAAGAAGAUAUUUAAUUUAAGGUUGUUGUAUAUUGUUCCGCUAUAGUUUUAAAACUUUAAUCUUUCGCAUUUUUUAACUUAAUAAUUAUUAUUAUUUUUUUGUUACCUUUUUUUUGUAAUGGGACCUGCUGUUGUUGCAUGAUGUCCAAACCUGUAUAUUUUAAAAGAAAAAUGUGAACUUGCUGUAUUACUGUACACCUUGUAAGUGAUCAAAUAUUUGACAACAGGCUUUGCUUUUGUUUCUUUUUUUCUCAGUGAUUAUCACUCCAGGGUGCGGUCUGUUGAAAACCCGAAUUUCUUUCCCGCAAAAAGCGGGAAAAACAAAAUGCAUGAACAUCUGACUUUUGUCUUAAACCCUCAUGCUCUUGGGUUUUCUUUUCUUUCUUUUUUUUUUGCAUCGGGGCAUAUUUGGACAACACUCCUCUGACAGUGAGAAUCUGUUCUCGUAGUUCUGUGGUUGGGUUUCCAGGAGAAUCUUUGGAAAAAGCGUGCUGGAUGUUGCAGCGAUAAAAUGAAGCGUUUCAAGCCUGUGUCUUUAUGCACUGAUUUCUCACCCGUGUGUGUGUGAGUUUGUGUGUGUGUUUUUUAUGAGCGUGUGACUCGGUUAGUACCAGUCAAUUUAAUCUACUGAGGAUCUACGACGGCCCAGCACUUCCUCCUCCUGCUCCUCCUCAGGCGUUAAAAGUCUCCUCCGCUUUAAGUUUCAUUUCCCAUGUGUCCAUCCUUUACAAGCCGUUUUUCUUUUUCUUUUCUUAAACUAUCUCUGCGGAUUCUGCCUUUUUUUUCAGGUCUGUGUCGUGCAGUUUUGUGGCUUGGUUGAGGUGUAACUGAUACAGAGGAAGGGAAAAGGAGAGAGGCUAAACCUGAACUCUCCAGCUGAAAGUUGAAGGGUCAGAUAUCUGUGUCACGCCGCUUCUUGGUUUUGAGCGACUCUGAGCCGGGCUGACCGGACACGUCACCUCACUCGGCGCUCCAGAAGCGGCGGAUUUCGCCAAAUAUCUGCAGCCUCCUCUCCAGGUCCUCGCCUUGAGACCGACCGGAGAGAAUCAGCCUGCCUGAAAGCACCUUUUUAAGCUAAAAGAUAUGGAUUUUUGCUGAAAAGAUGGCUGUAUUAAAAAGGAAGAAAAAAAAUCAAGUUAUGGAAGUAUUUAAUACUGUAGAGCAUUGAAAAAAAGGGUUGGGGUUAUCAUGUAAAUUCACAAAAUUUAUUGAAUCUAUCAGACUAAUAUUGUCAUAUUUUGAAUCAUGUAAUCGAUAAAGUUUUUGUUGUGUCCGGGUUGGGGGGGGGGCUGCGUCCGUUUAUUUUUAUUUUAAUCUCAAAGCUGGUUUUGAAUUUUGAAAAGAUGGUCAAGCGUUUAUGCAAUCCAAAAACAUUUGGCAGAAACACAGACGCUGUUUUUUGUUGUUGUUGUUGUUUUGUGUUUUUCUCCUCCUCCUCCUCCUCUUCGUCAGUGUGUGUGCACAUGUGCACGUGCACGCCCUGUCAUCUGGUGGCACCUGCAGGCUUUGCCAAUGCAACAGUGUGGGUGACAUUGCGGCAGUUUGCACCACAUCGUCUAUUUCUUGUCUCAAAAUGUUAUUUCUUCACUGGCAGCGUCUCUACAUAUGGGCUCCCUCCAUCCUGCUGUUGUUUUCAUCACUACUGCUGUUGAGGGAAUUUUUUUUUCCCCUUUUAUAUUUCCUGUUCUGUUUUACUUGACAGCCUUAAACUGCUGUAGUCCGAGCUACUUUGAUUUCUUUUUUAAAUGAAGUGCGUGUGGGUUGGAGAUGCAGUGUCCUGUGAAACAACCAUCCCCACGUUUUUUUUUUUUUCAUUUGCUGUGCUUACUUGAAAACAAAUGGGGGAGACUUUUUUUUAAGGCAAGUUAAAAUGUCCUAGACAGUUUAUCCGUUAAUGGAAUAACAUGAAGUGUUUGUGGGGGGGGUGACAUGACUGAGUCUAUUUGACAAAGGACAAUCACAGUCUGGGGCGGGUGUGGGGGGGUGCAAGCAGAUUUUGAUUGGAACAUAUUUGCUCCCUGUUGAGAUUACAGUAAUUCUGAGUUUCUUUUAUGUUCCUUCUUUGGAUUUAGUCAUUUAGCUUUGACAAUCAUAGUUGGGUUGACUUUUAUUUUUUUCUCAAGGGGAGUAAAUCUAAUUGUGUUUAGUUUUGUAAUUUUUUGGUGUGCUGUUGUUGAAUUUUUAAAUUGUGUGCAAACUGCAAUAAAUUAUAAGAAUCUUGAACUUCAA